GAUAAAAAUUCGUCACACCUUUGUUAAUAUAUAAGACGUUGCUAUUUUUUUUUAUUGCAAAUUAACAUCUCAGCCGGACAAAACAGUUUAUUUAAAAAAAAGUGUUUACUUUGAAAAUAGAAGCGUCUUUUUGGCGCAAUGUUUGGAAAACUGUUUUUGCUCGCCGCCCUGGCGCUUACCCAGGGCAGGCCUGACGCCGACUCCAGGCGGUACGAGCCUUCAGACCUGUGCCCCCCACAGCAACACUGGCUUCUGCCCCACGAGUACGACUGUACAUUGUUCUAUUACUGCGAGUAUGGUAUGAAGUGGGUUGAGCCGAGGAGGUGCGCUCCGGGGACUGAGUUCUCCGCGGAGUUGCAGGUUUGCAUUCAUCCCGUUCUCGCAAACUGUACGCUUCCUGGUCCACCCACGGAGCCUCCUGUUGACGCCACUACAACUACUAUUUCAGAAGCUACCACUACUACUACCACUACAACUGCAGCUCCUACAACUACUUCAACAACAACCACAGAAGCUCCCACUACUACUGCGGCUCCUACUACAACAACUACAGAAGCUACUACCACUACUACUGCAGCUCCUACAACUACUUCAACAACAACUACUACUACUACAGAAGCUCCCACAACUACAGAAGCUACUACCACUACUACUGCAGCUCCUACAACUACAUCAACAACAACAACUACUACUACAACGGAAGCUCCCACAACUACAGAAGCUACAACCACUACUGCAGCUCCUACAACUACAUCAACAACAACUACUACUACUACUACAGCAGCACCCACAACUACUACUACAACCACCACAGAAGCUCCCACAACUACAGAAGCUACUACCACUACAACUGCAGCUCCUACAACUACUUCAACAACAACCACAGCAGCUCCCACAACUACUACAUCGCAAGCUACCACAACUACAACAAGAGCUCCAACAACUUUGCCUGCAGAAACCACAGAUCAAGGUUCAAUCGAGCUACUGCCCAAUGGUUGUCCAGCAGAUUUCCACAUUCACCAGCUUCUUCCUCACGAGACUGAUUGUACCAAAUUCUAUUAUUGCGAUUUCGGAGAACUGGUCGAGAGGACAUGUGGUGAAGGCACUGCUUUUAAUGCUGCACUUCAGGUUUGUGAUCGACUCGAAAACGUACAAUGCAAAGGAAGUAAUGAAAGCAAUGAAGAAACAGACGUAGAAGGUAGCGGAGACAUUGACAUUGAAGUAAUUGAUGGAAGUGGUGAUAUUGAUAUUGAUAUUGAUAUUGAUGACAAUGACGAAGAUGAUCUUCCUAACGGUUGCCCAUCAGAUUAUCAAGAACACAAACUAUUACCGCAUGAGACUGAUUGCAGCAAAUUCUACUAUUGCGUUUUUGGUGAAAAAAUCGAGAGAUCUUGCGCUAACGGAACCCACUUUGAUGUUGUAAAUCAGGUUUGCGAUCACCCAGAAAAUGUUGGCUGCUCAGUGACCAGUCCUGGUGGUGGUGAAGACAAUGGAAACAGCAGUGGAGAAGAUAAUGAAGUAGAUCUUCUACCUAACGGGUGCCCAGCUGACUUCACCGUGGAACAGCAGCUGCCGAGCGCUGACUGCAGCAAGUAUUACCAGUGCGUGCACGGCAAUAAGGUUGAGAGACCGUGCGCACCUGGAACCCACUUCAAUCCCGCUAUACAGGAAUGCGACUGGCCUGAGAAUGCUGGUUGUGAAUCAGGUAGCGGCGAUGGAGAUAACAGCAACAGCAGUGAAGGUGGAAACGGUGGUGAAGAUAAUGGAAAUAGCAGUGAAAAUGGUGGAAACAGCGGUGAAAACGGCGGAAACAGCAGCGAAAAUGGAGGAAACAGCAGCGGUGAUAAUGGCAGCGGUGACGUAGACCUGCUGCCCAAUGGUUGCCCAGCUGACUUCACAGUGGAACAGCUGCUGCCGAGCGCUGACUGCAGCAAGUAUUACCAGUGCGUGCAUGGCAAUAAGGUUGAGAGACCGUGCGCUCCGGGAACUCACUUCAAUCCCGCUAUACAGGAAUGCGACUGGCCUGAGAAUGCUGGUUGUGAAUCAGGUAGCGGUGACGGAAAUGGUGAUGGAGAUAACAGCAACAGCAGUGAAGGUGGAAACGGUGGUGAAGAUAAUGGUAGUAGCAGUGAAAAUGGUGGAAACGGCGGAAACAGCGGUGAAAACGGCGGAAACAGCGGUGAAAACGGCGGAAAUAGCAGCGAAAAUGGAGGAAACAGCAGCGGUGACAAUGGCAGCGGUGACGUAGACCUGCUGCCCAAUGGUUGCCCAGCUGACUUCACAGUGGAACAGCUGCUGCCGAGCGCUGACUGCAGCAAGUAUUACCAGUGCGUGCACGGCAAUAAGGUUGAGAGGCCAUGCGCUCCUGGAACUCACUUCAACCCCGCCAUUCAAGAAUGCGACUGGCCUGAGAACGCUGGCUGUGAAGCUGGCAGUGGUGAUGGAGGUAACGGUAACAGCGGCGAAAACGGCAGCAACAGUAGCGAAAGUGGAAACGGCGGAAACAGCGGCGAAAAUGGUGGAAACAGCGGUGAAAAUGGUGGAAACAGCGGCGAAAAUGGUGGAAACAGCACUGAGAAUGGUGGAAACAGUGGCGAAAAUGGUGGAAACAGCGGUGAAAACGGCGGAAAUAGCAGCGGUGAUAAUGGCAGUGGUGACGUAGACUUACUGCCCAAUGGUUGCCCAGCUGACUUCACCGUGGAACAGCUGCUGCCGAGCGCUGACUGCAGCAAGUAUUACCAGUGCGUGCAUGGCAAUAAGGUUGAGAGGCCGUGCGCUCCGGGAACCCACUUCAAUCCCGCCAUUCAAGAAUGCGACUGGCCUGAGAACGCUGGCUGUGAAGCCGGCAAUGGUGAUGGAGGUAGCGGAAAUGGUGGAAACAGCAGUGAAAACGGUGGAAACAGCGGCGAAAACGGUGGAAACAGCGGUGAAGGAGACAAUGGAGGUGGUGAAGUAGAUUUGCUUCCUAACGGCUGUCCAGCUGAUUUCCAUAUCCAUCAACUCUUACCAAGCGCUGACUGCAGUAAAUUCUACCAAUGCGUUCAUGGCAAUAAGGUUGAGCUUUUGUGUUCACCUGGUCUACACUUCAACCCCAAGCUGCAGGUGUGCGACUGGCCCGCCGACGCUGGCUGUGAAUCUGGCAGCGGCGACGGUGGUAACAGCGGCGAAAAUGGCGGAAAUAGCGGUGGAAACAGUGGCGAAGAUGGAAAUGGCGGUGAAGAUGGUGGUAACAGCAGCGGAGGCAAUGGAAACAGCGGUGAAGAUGGCGGAAAUGGUGGAAAUAGCGGUGAAGAUGGCGGUAACAGCAGCGGAGGCAAUGGAAACAGCGGUGAAGAUGGCGGUAACAGCAGCGGAGGCAAUGGAAACAGCGGCGAAGAUGGCGGAAAUGGCGGAAACAGCGGUGAAGAUGGCGGCAACAGCAGCGGAGGCAAUGGAAACAGCGGUGAAAGCGCUGAGAAUACUUGCGACCACAGAUGUAUGAAAGCCUGUAACAUCCCGCCUUGGGCUCACGACGACUGCGACAAAUUCUGCCGCUGCGACGAUAGAAAUGCUGUCGUAGUCACAUGUCCUGAAGGCUUACAUUUCAAUGAAGCAAUAGGCACAUGUGACCUUAUCGCUAAUGUUGGUUGCACCAGGCGUUUCAGAUUUAAUUCUGGACCUUUAGCACAUCUAUAUAAAGCUAAAUUGCAUUGAAAUAGAAAGUAGACAUAAUAAGUAACAUAGACCAAAGCAGUGAAACAUAGUCUCACAGAAUUUUUCAGUAACUACCUACCUACAAUAACAAUAUUUUGUUACCUUAGACAACUUUGUUCAUGACUCAAUUUUGUGCAUUUAUCAUAAUAUUGCAAUUGAAGGUACUAAUAGAUAAUAAAUAUUUAAUUUUUAAAGUUGAUCCAUUUUUUUUAAUUCCGUUCAUUUUUACUUAUUUCUAAUUCGCAUUGAAGUAACUGUUGUUACAAAGAGUAGGUUCGUUCAACUAUAAAGUUAUUAAGAUUGAAAUGUUGGCGCACCUCAAGGAGGUUCUUUGGGUCAUCCAGAUUUUAUUAUUAAUAUAAAAUUAAGACACAUCGAUUGUAUUUAACAAACAAUGAAUGUAGUUUACAGAUUGUGCUAUGAUGUAACAUAUUUUUUACUGAUGAAAUAAAUUAUUGAAUGUU
Molecule: messenger RNA, 4157 nt
Organism: Amyelois transitella
Lineage: Eukaryota; Metazoa; Arthropoda; Insecta; Lepidoptera; Pyralidae
Exons: 12
Coding region: 139-3693 (1184 amino acids)
Cellular component (GO): extracellular region
Molecular function (GO): chitin binding
Source: RefSeq, a predicted model, not a curated record